Molecule: messenger RNA, 1805 nt
Organism: Galeopterus variegatus (Sunda flying lemur)
Lineage: Eukaryota; Metazoa; Chordata; Mammalia; Dermoptera; Cynocephalidae
Gene: RHBG
Product: Rh family, B glycoprotein
Exons: 10
Coding region: 36-1412 (458 amino acids)
Biological process (GO): ammonium homeostasis; ammonium transmembrane transport
Cellular component (GO): plasma membrane
Molecular function (GO): ammonium channel activity
Source: RefSeq, a predicted model, not a curated record
CCCAGCCGGAGCCGGUGACUCACAGCCCCUGUCCCAUGGCCGAGUCUCCCCGCCGCGCCGCGGGCCGGCGACUGCAGCUGCCCCUGCUGUGCCUCUUCCUCCAGGGCGUCACCGCCAUCCUCUUUGCGGUCUUUGUCCGCUACAACCACGAAACCGACGCAGCCCUCUGGCACCGGGGCAACCACAGUAACGCGGACAAUGAAUUUUACUUUCGCUACCCAAGCUUUCAGGACGUGCAUGCCAUGGUCUUCGUGGGAUUUGGCUUCCUCAUGGCCUUCCUGCAGCGUUAUGGCUUCAGCAGCGUGGGCUUCACCUUCCUCCUGGCCGCCUUUGCCCUGCAGUGGUCCACACUGGUCCAGGGCUUCCUCCACUCCUUCCACGGUGGCCACAUCCAUGUUGGUGUGGAGAGCAUGAUCAACGCCGACUUCUGCGCCGGGGCAGUGCUUAUCUCCUUUGGUGCCGUACUGGGCAAGACUGGGCCUGCACAGCUGCUGCUCAUGGCCCUGCUGGAGGUGGUGCUGUUUGGCAUCAACGAGUUUGUGCUCCUCAGCCUCCUGGGGGUGAGAGAUGCAGGAGGCUCCAUGACUAUCCACACGUUUGGUGCCUACUUUGGGCUGGUCCUCUCAAGGGUCCUCUACAGGCCCCGGCUGGAGAAGAGCAAGCACCGCCUGGGCUCAGUCUACCAUUCAGACCUCUUCGCAAUGAUUGGGACCAUCUUCCUGUGGAUCUUCUGGCCCAGCUUCAACUCUGCUCCCACGAUGCUGGGGGAUGGGCAGCAUCGGACAGCCCUCAACACGUACUACUCCCUGACUGCGAGCACCCUCAGCACCUUCGCCUUGUCAGCCCUCAUCGGGGUGGAUGGGCAGCUCAACAUGGUCCACAUCCAGAAUGCAGCACUGGCUGGAGGGGUUGUGGUGGGGACAUCAGGUGAAAUGAUGCUGACACCCUUUGGGGCUCUGGCAGCUGGCUUCUUGGCUGGGACUGUCUCCACGCUGGGGUACAAGUUCUUCACGCCCAUCCUUGAAUCAAAAUUCAAAGUCCAAGACACAUGUGGUGUCCACAACCUCCAUGGGAUGCCAGGGGUCCUGGGGGCCCUCCUGGGGGUCCUUGUGGCUGGGCUGGCCACCCAUGAAGCUUACGGAGAUGGCCUGGAGGGUGUGUUUCCACUCAUAGCUGAGGGCCAGCGCAGCACCACAUCUCAGGCCAUAUACCAGCUCUUUGGGCUGUUUGUCACUCUGAUGUUUGCCUCUGUGGGCGGGGGCCUUGGAGGGCUCCUGCUGAGGCUGUCCUUCCUGGACUCCCCCCAAGACUCCCAGUGCUAUGAGGACCAGAUUUACUGGGAGAUGCCUGGGGUGCAUGAGGAUGAGGCUCAGGGACCUCUGAAGGUGGAAGAACCAGACACUCAGGCCUAACCUGCUCCAGUUCCUGACAGGACGCUCUCUUUUGAGGAGACAAUGAUUGGCUACUAUUGGGAAGUUCUUCUUUUCUAGCUUCCAUCCCUGCUGCUGCAAGAAAGGAGUUAUGAACCAGAAGUCACCUCCUUCCCAUUGGCAGUGUCUCCAUAGGGAGGGGGCAGUAGAAGGCCGGGAGAUGGUGGAGGGGUGGGGCUGUAACUGGGUGUGGUGGGGGAGAACCUCACCAGCAGCUCCACCCCACUGCCUUACCAGCCUGCAUGCGUGGGCAGAAAGGGGCCAACUGAGGCACACAAGAGACUGCUGAUCCUCUGGCCCUGUAUCACACAGUUCCAGUGAAGCCCGAGCCAGGCCACCCUCUCUCAGGGUGAUAAAUACUACUGUCACUAAGGA